UGACCGUUUUCUACGUUUAACUUCUCCAAAGACCCUUCUCUUUCUAUGUCUCUCUCCCCGACAACGCUGGAACUUUCUGUUACUUGUCCUGCUGUAACAAUGGUGGAAUCAUCUUCUUCUUUGUCUUUGUGGUCGGAUUUACCUCCGGAGCUUCUGGACUCUGUUUUCGGCGGCCUAUGUAAUCUCAAAGACAUCCUUCGUUCUUCCUCCGUUUGCUCCUCUUGGCAUUACUCUGCUUCGCUCGUUUACCAUCGCAAGUUCGUUCCUUCUCUCGCCGUGUUCAAUGGCCCGACAGACAAAAAAUUUCGAAUCUUGAAUCUUUUAAAAGAUCCUACACAUGAAGAAUCCGAUCGUUCGGAAUCAGAUUUCAGAGUAGAUUCCGAUAUCUGGUUUUGUGGUUGUACAAGAGGUUUUUUACUCGCAAUCGGUGUUUCUUUUCCCUACCAGGUCCACUUAAUAAACCCAUAUACAAAAGCGAUUUCCUCUCUACCCUCGUUGUCGCCAUUGGAGGAUGUUCAACAGUUGCUUCAGUUCCAAGAAAUCUCCCGAGUCUCGGGAAUUUUGAAAAGUUUCGUCAAGAAAGCUGUUUCUUCUGCAAUACCUUCAAACCCAGACUCGAUUUCCUCUCUACCCUCGUUGUCGCCAUUGGAGGAUGUUCAACAGUUGCUUCAGUUCCAAGAAAUCUCCCGAGUCUCGGGAAUUUUGAAAAGUUUCGUCAAGAAAGCUGUUUCUUCUGCAAUACCUUCAAACCCAGACUGUAUUGUGAUGAUAAUAUACAGUUUCGAUCGGAAACUAGCGCUCUGCAGACGCCGAGAUAAAAACUGGACAGAUUUCGAAUCCGUUCCAGGGAUCUCAUCUAUAGAUGACAUCGUGUUCUACAAUGGUAUAUUUCUCGCCAUCGACAAGAUCGGAGAAAUAUACAGCUGUGAACUUAGCCUUGAUGAUGCUCCAAAGGCCGUACCGAUGGGAAGAGCCGCGCCCUUUAAGUACGAGCCGUGCAAGAAAUACUUUGCCGAGUCGGUUUCCGGAGAAUUGUUUCUGGCCCUCAAGAAACUAGAGUACAGCGACGAAGGCGAUUCCACGACGUGUUUUGUGAUCUAUGAACUGGAUUCGGACACGGGAGAGUGGAGAGAAGUGAGGAGCUUGAAGGGGAAAGCUUUGUUCUUGAGCUCCCGAGGUCUGUCAAUGGCGGUUUCGGCGGGAAACCCGGGAUCUAGUGGAGGGUUCGUGGAGGAGAACUCCGUGUACUUCACAGAUGGCUUAGGAAUGUCGGACAGUGUGGGCGUCUUUGAGUGGGAGAGUAAGCAGAUCAAGAAGCUUUAUCAGCCGAGUUCUUGGAACUCUCAGUUGUUUUGGAUAACUCCUGCAUAUGCGUAUUGAAAGUACAUUUCUGCAUAAGGGAAGUCCGGA
Molecule: messenger RNA, 1410 nt
Organism: Tarenaya hassleriana
Lineage: Eukaryota; Viridiplantae; Streptophyta; Magnoliopsida; Brassicales; Cleomaceae
Product: putative F-box protein At5g55150
Exons: 2
Coding region: 46-1380 (444 amino acids)
Molecular function (GO): protein binding
Source: RefSeq, a predicted model, not a curated record